This is a messenger RNA of Microtus oregoni (creeping vole), 4316 nucleotides long. RefSeq names its product helicase for meiosis 1 (gene Hfm1). The record is from RefSeq and is a predicted model, not a curated record. Gene Ontology annotation, molecular function: nucleic acid binding; ATP binding. Bases 24 to 4316 code for a protein of 1430 amino acids. Lineage: Eukaryota; Metazoa; Chordata; Mammalia; Rodentia; Cricetidae. The transcript is spliced from 39 exons.
UUCAGACAGUCUGGUGUUUAGCAAUGCCGAAAUCAAACGAUUGCUUGUUCCCCCUGGAUAAUUUGUUUUUCAGCAGCCCAGAUGAAGCUGGAAACUUCCCAGUUAAGGGGAAAUCACUGGAUUGGUUUCUCCCUCCAGCUCCACUGAUUUCAGAAAUUCCAGAUAUUCAAGAGUUAGAGGAAGAAAUUGAAAGUCAUAAACUGUUAGGCCAAGAAAAGGUACCAAAAAUGUUAACAUCAAAUUUGAAGAUCAUUAAUGAAGACAAAAAGUGUAUUUCACCAACACAAAAAUUCCAUUUUCCCUAUAAUAUGGGUACACAGGACUACCUACAUGUAGGAGGCUCAAGUAACAAUGACUCAUCCCAUAUUGCUGGCAAGCUGGUGUAUAGCUCGUCUCAGAGAUAUAAAGACCACGUGGGCGCUAAGAAUGGUCCUGGUGAUUCAAAAUCACCUAAUGUCGCAGAGGAUAGAGGAGAGUGGACAACAGCAUUCAAAAAAAGGUUAUUUAGAACAUAUGGCAAAAUACAUGAAUGUGAUUGUGCUAAUGAAAUUAUAAACUUGGAUUCUCAUGUUAGCCCAGUGAAACUUACCCAAACAAAGUUAAACAAGGAGAAAUCAUGGCACGGUAGCAACAAUAAACAGAAACUUCAGUAUUCCACAAAUAAAGGGAAAGCAAAAGACGGGUUUCCUGCUUCUGAAACUGGAGAAAACAUAUUCGAAGUGCCGGCCUUCUCCAUCGCAUCCCAGCCUCGUGACGUUCAAGGUAUAACUCCAAGUGGCUUAGGUUCCUUGAAGGCUGUCACAGAAAUUCCAGCAAAAUUUAGGAGUAUAUUCAAAGAAUUCCCUUACUUCAACUAUAUACAAUCCAAAGCCUUUGAUGAUCUUCUUUACACAGAUAGGAAUUUUGUGAUUUGUGCCCCCACUGGUUCUGGGAAAACUGUAGUGUUUGAACUUGCAAUAACUAGAUUGUUAGUGGAAGUUCCAUUGCCAUGGUCCAACAUGAAGAUUGUUUACAUGGCACCAAUAAAAGCCCUUUGUAGUCAGCGGUUUGAUGACUGGAAAGAAAAAUUUGGAUCAUUGGGCUUGAAUUGUAAAGAACUUACUGGAGAUACAGUAAUGGAUGACCUAUUUGAGAUUCAACAUACCCAUAUAAUUAUGACAACUCCAGAGAAGUGGGACAGCAUGACCAGGAAGUGGAGAGACAACUCUUUAGUCCAGCUGGUUCGACUGUUUCUCAUUGAUGAGGUGCAUAUUAUAAAAGACGAAAACCGUGGUCCAAUUCUUGAGGUUGUUGUUAGCAGAAUGAAAACUGUCCAGUCUUCAUCUAGGGCUUUGCAGAAUGCCAGCCCUGUCCCUAUGAGAUUUGUAGCUGUGUCUGCAACCAUUCCCAAUGCUGAGGACAUCGCAGAGUGGCUUUCGGAUGGCAAGAGACCCGCCGUGUGUCUGAGAAUGGAUGAGAGCCACAGACCCGUGAAACUUCAGAAAGUGGUGCUGGGCUUUCCCUGUGGCAGUAGCCAAACGGAAUUUAAGUUUGACUUAGCCCUCAACUAUAAAGUGUACAAUGUGAUACGGACUUACUCCGAUCAGAAGCCCACACUUGUGUUUUGUGCAACAAGGAAAGGUGUGCAGCAGGCUGCUUCUGUUCUUGUGAAAGACGCUAAAUUUAUUAUCUCCAUGGGACAGAAACUCAGGUUACAGAAGUCUGCAUAUUCUAUAAGGGAUUCGAAACUUAAAGAUGUCGUGGUGUAUGGUGUCGGCUACCACCAUGCUGGGUUGGAGCUGUCCGAUAGGAAACUGGUUGAAGAACUGUUUACUUCUGGAGAUCUCCCAGUUCUUUUUACCACGAGCACUCUUGCCAUGGGGGUGAACUUGCCAGCUCACCUGGUAGUUAUAAAGUCUACCAUGCACUACACUGGAGGCAUGUUUGAGGAGUACAGCGAGACAGACAUCCUGCAGAUGAUCGGGAGAGCCGGCAGACCUCAGUUUGACACGACAGCUACUGCAGUUAUCAUGACCCGGUUAAGCACAAGAGAGAAGUACGUUCAGAUGUUAGCAUGUAACGACACCAUAGAAAGCAGUUUGCACAGACAUCUGAUCGAGCAUUUAAAUGCAGAGAUAGUGCUGCAUACCAUCACAGACGUGAACAUUGCUCUGGACUGGAUCCGGUCAACCCUCCUGUACAUCAGAGCUCUGAAGAACCCAUCUCACUACGGUUUUGUAUCUGGACUGAACAAAGAUGGAAUCGAAGCGAAAUUACAAGAAUUGUGUUUGAAGAAUCUGAAAGAUUUAUCAUCACUGGACUUAAUAAAGAUGGAUGAAGAUGUUUAUUUCAAACCAACAGAGGCAGGAAGACUAAUGGCUUGGUACUAUAUUACAUUCGAGACAGUGAAGAAGUUUUGUACAAUCAGUGGAAAGGAAACUUUAUCAGAUUUAAUUUCGAUGAUAGCCAGCUGUAAUGAGUUCCUGGACGUGCAGCUGAGGACAAGUGAGAAGAGAGCACUGAACACUUUAAACAAAGACCCAAACCGGAUCACCAUCAGAUUUCCAAUGGAAGGAAGGAUUAAAACAAGAGAGAUGAAAGUAAAUUGUCUCAUACAGGCUCAGCUGGGAUGCAUUCCUAUACAAGAUUUUACUUUGACACAAGAUACCUCGAAGAUUUUCAGAAGUGGCUCACGAAUUGUAAGAUGGUUGUCAGAUUUUGUGGCUUGCCAGGAAAAGAAGUUUGCUGUGCUUUUAAACAGUGUGAUUUUAACUAAAUGCUUUAAGUGUAAGCUUUGGGAAAACUCUCGACAUGUAUCUAAACAGCUGGAUAAAAUCGGCAUAUCAUUGUCAAAUACCAUGGUAAAUGCAGGUUUGACUUCCUUUAAAAAAAUAGAAGAAGCAAAUGCAAGAGAAAUUGAACUGAUUUUAAGUAGACUUCCGCCUUUCGGAACCCUGAUAAAAGAAGCUGUGAUGUAUCUACCAAAGUAUGAGCUUGAAGUGGAGCAGAUUUCUAGAUACAGUGACACCAAGGCCGAGAUAUUGGUGACUGUUGUAUUAAGAAACUUUGAGCAGCUACAGACCAAAAGAACAGCACCAGACUCUCACUACACUACCUUAAUCAUAGGCGAUGCAGAUAAUCAAGUUGUUUUUAAGCACAAAAUUAUGGAUUCUGUUUUGUUAAAAAAUGGAAAUUGGGCUAAAAAAAUUGAUGUGAAGAGAGCUCUUAUAUCUGAAGAUCUUAGCAUUAAUCUAAUUAGUUCUGAUUAUGUUGGUCUUGAUAUUCAGCAGAAAUUUACAGUCUUUUAUUUAGGCCCCAGGAGGUAUGUAAAUCAAACAGUUAUGCAAGGAAGGUUAGAAACAGACAUUUCUCAUCCCAAGCACUCAAACAGAGCUGCUGCAGCAGUGUACAAUGAAGGAAUGGCUACCUGCAAAAUACCUGGGAACCGAGAAUGCAAUCAUCAUUGUAAAAAUAAACAUACAUGUGCACACGAUUGCUGUAAAAUCGGAGUUCCACAAAAGGCAGAAGUUAAAGAGUCAGCAAUGUCUUCGUAUUUGUCUGACUUAAAAAGCAGAGAUGCUGUCUCUUCUCUUCCUCCAGUGAAACGACUCAAGAUACAGAUGAACAAAUCUCAAAAUGUGGACCUUAAGGAGUUUGGUUUUACUCCAAGACCAUCCCUUUCCAGUAUAUCAAGGUCUGGAUCUUUAAACAUCCCAGAGUUGCCAAUGUCGAAACCGUGGAGUGAGCAUGAAAUCUAUGGAGAAGUUCCACAGGAACCAUCUGAAUAUCAUGGCAAAGAGAGUUUGGAUGUGAACUUUGAGUUGGGAAAUGAAGUUUGGGAUGACUUUGAUGACGAAAGCUUAGUAGAAGUUAUGAGUGUUUCAGCUGGUGCCGAGAAGACAGCUGUAUCAGGAUUUGGAGACACUUGUGAUUCGAGUCCCUGGGGAAGUAAGCUACCCUUCCAAAAGUCAAGCAGCAAAUUCCAAAGAGAAAUCUCAAACAGUUAUGCUUCAUCACAUGAAAAGCCAGAUAUUUAUCUAUCAGAUUGUGCCGUGUCCAAGUCUGGUCCAUCUCCCGUCACAGAAUCACCUCUACAAACUGGAGGUGCAAACCUUGUCAAUUUUCAAGAGAGAAGGCAGCCAACUCUCUCACCAGUGAUUGAGAGGGUAAGUUUUACCCGCUCUAACAAAACGCCACAGUCUCUCAACCUUCAGGGAGUGGAUAUUUUCAUUGGAAACGGUGACUCUAGAAAGGAAAUUGAUCUCAGUAAGUAUUAUCCUGACGAUGCAGCUGAAGAAAUGAAGGCUCUUCUGGGAAUAUUUAGGGAUAUUUUCUGA